UCAGCCACAAAUUAAACUUAACAACCACACAAAAUUUAAGGGGCCGUUUCAAAAUAAUUUUCAGGUUUUUCUGAAUUUACUAUUUAUUGGUAUGUGUUUAGGUCAAAUGAACAUUUUUGUUUUGUGUGAACUACUAACAACAUUUCUCCCAAAUUUCAAAUAAAAGUAUUGCUUCUUGCACUUAUUUGCAAAAACUGGAGAAACAGGUCAAAAUAACAAAACAUAUGCUUUUUAAUACUGCAAAGAAAACAAGUUUAUAUUUACUUUUAAGCAAUACAGCAGUAAUAUCCCUACAUGUAUUUAGGAAAAGUAAAAAAAAUAUGUGAUAGCCUUGAUUUUUCACAUUGCACAUUUCUGUCACUCAGAGGUUUGGUCUUGUUGAAAUUCAACAGACACUGGACUGGAAUGAGCACAAUGCAUCUAGAAAUGCUGAUUAUAUGAAAAUUUGGCAUGGUAUAUCAAGUGUUAUGAAUAUGUGGACUGUCAAGCUCUCUCCACUUUCCUGACGAUGAGAGGAUGGAAGGAUUUCUUCCUGAAGUCCAUGGUUAGUUCCUUUUGAUAAGGUCAUUCUCCUCUUUGCAAGAAUAUCAGCUCCCCAAACACGUCUCCACCCUUGAUGAUGCCGUGUCAUCUGCAUACUUAAUGAUGACAGUAUUGUCAUGGAUGGAGAGAGUGAAGGGAGUGCCUGAACAUGUGACUUUUCCAAUAUAAAAGACGUCCCUUUGUGUAGUAUCCUGAAGCGAGGAUCCAACUUCGCAAAAGGUAAAGUUCCUAAUGUUUUUUUAUUCCUUUUGUGUAAACUUUAUAUAAAUCUCUGUUUAGGGUUCAUAUUAACUAAACUUUGAAUAUGUCUCUUAACUUUUUUUGUGGAACAAACAUUUGAUUUCUUCUAUGGAGGUGACAUCUCAACCUAAAGCAUAUAAGCCUAAAGACUUUCAGACCGGAUUAUUCGGCUGUUGUGAUGAUGUAAGCAUCUGUUGUUGUGGCACAUUCUGCCUCCCUUGUUUGGGCUGUACUAUUGCUAGUGACAUGAACGAAUGUUGGGUGUGCGGUUUGGGGAUGCCAAUCCGAAGUGUUUACAGAACAAGAUACAACAUCCCGGGAUCCAUGUGUGAAAACUUUCUUGUAAACUAUUUCUGCCUGUCUUGUGCAGCCUGUCAGCUGAAGAGAGAUAUUGACAUAAGGAAGCGUAACGGAGAAUUCUGAAGAAAUCUUACAGGGUGACCCACCACAACAUCCUGUUUAAACAAGAAAUCGUGCUCAUCGAGCCCUUUUGUAAUGUCUUUAAUUACUGUACUCGGUCUGUAGGCAUCAUAAAACUUUUUUUAUCACAUCACAUGUUCAUUUCUAUAAAGUUGGCUGUGUAGCCAGCGAGAACAGAUAUUACGAGUGCCAGAGAUGUGAAAUCUUAAAGGGACAGAUCACCCAAAAAUGAAAAUUCUGUCAUCAUUUUCUUCCCCUCAGGUCAUUUCAAACUUGAAUGACUUUCUUUCUUCUGCAGAACACAAGAGAAGAUAUUUCGAAGAACGCUGGUAACCAAACAACAUUGAACCCCAUUGACUUCCACUGUUUGGAUACAAAUCCUCCUUUGUGUUCCACAGGGAAGUCAUAUAGAGGUUUUGAAAGACAUGAAGGUGAAUAAAUGAAGUUUAUAUAAAUUAAAGUAUCCCUUUAACA
Molecule: messenger RNA, 1677 nt
Organism: Triplophysa rosa
Lineage: Eukaryota; Metazoa; Chordata; Actinopteri; Cypriniformes; Nemacheilidae
Gene: plac8.2
Product: placenta associated 8, tandem duplicate 2
Exons: 3
Coding region: 892-1206 (104 amino acids)
Biological process (GO): positive regulation of transcription by RNA polymerase II
Source: RefSeq, a predicted model, not a curated record